GAAUGAUUAUCCACGUCACACACCAGAUAACAAGACUCCCCGCCCCCAGCUGCUUCAGUUCACGGAUUUUUCUGUAUUUCACACAUCGCAGCCAAGAAUCUGCUGCCUGAAUCAAAAUCUUGAAACACCCCAGAAAAGAAAUCACCGCCCCAAGAUUUCGAGAUUUGAAUGGGGAAGACAACGAGGAAAUUGGAGGUGGCGUCGCCGGUGCCGGCGGACAUUGACAUAGCCAAUUCGGUGGAGCCACUUCACAUCUCCCAGAUUGCCGAGGACCUCAAUCUCAGCCCCCAACAUUAUGAUCUUUACGGGAAGUACAAGGCUAAGGUUUUGUUGUCUGUGCUUGAUGAGCUUAAAGGAAGUGGAGAUGGAUAUUAUGUGGUGGUUGGUGGGAUUACUCCAACACCUCUUGGAGAAGGCAAGUCCACUACUACUGUCGGUCUGUGCCAAGCUUUGGGGGCUUUUCUUGAUAAAAAGGUCGUCACAUGCGUUCGUCAGCCAUCACAAGGACCAACCUUUGGAAUCAAAGGGGGGGCUGCAGGUGGAGGUUACAGCCAAGUGAUUCCAAUGGAUGAGUUCAAUCUGCAUUUAACCGGAGAUAUCCAUGCAAUAACUGCUGCCAAUAACCUUUUGGCUGCAGCCAUUGAUACUAGAAUCUUUCAUGAAUCAACACAAUCUGACAAGGCCCUUUUGAACCGUUUGUGUCCCCCAAAUAAAGAAGGUAAAAGGAGCUUCAGUGACAUUAUGUUAGGGCGCUUAAAGAAACUGGGUAUCUCAAAGUCCAAGCCGGAAGAGCUUACACCCGAAGAAGUAAAGAAGUUUGCCAGGCUUGAUAUAGAUCCCGAUUCCAUAACAUGGAGAAGAGUGAUGGAUGUAAAUGACCGAUUCUUGAGGAAAAUUACGAUCGGUCAGGGCCCCGAAGAGAAAGGCAUGGUAAGAGAAACGGGAUUUGAUAUCUCCGUUGCCAGUGAGAUUAUGGCAGUCUUAGCUCUUACAACUUCCCUAUCUGAUAUGAGAGAGAGGCUUGGGAAAAUGGUGAUCGGAAAUAGCAAAGCUGGUGAUCCUAUUACAGCUGAUGACCUUGGAGUUGGAGGUGCUCUGACUGUGUUAAUGAAAGAUGCCAUUAACCCUACAUUAAUGCAGACGCUUGAAGGUACCCCUGUCCUUGUCCACGCAGGUCCCUUUGCAAAUAUUGCCCAUGGAAACUCAUCUAUAGUUGCGGAUAAAAUUGCGCUGAAGCUUGUCGGACCUGGUGGGUUCGUGGUCACAGAAGCAGGGUUUGGUGCUGAUAUAGGGACAGAGAAGUUCAUGAAUAUAAAGUGUAGAUAUAGUGGUUUGACCCCUCAAUGUGCUAUUAUUGUGGCAACCAUUAGAGCCCUUAAGAUGCAUGGUGGGGGCCCCGAAGUUGUUGCUGGGAAGCCUCUUGACCGUGCUUAUGUGACUGAGAAUGUUUCUCUUGUUGAAGCUGGGUGCAUCAAUUUGGCUCGACAUAUAUCGAAUACCAAGGCUUACGGUGUAAAUGUUGUGGUUGCUGUUAACAAGUUCUCAACUGAUUCUGAUGCUGAACUAAGUGCUGUCACGAAUGCCGCAUUAGCUGCCGGAGCUUUUGAUGCUGUAAUUUGCUCUCAUCAUGCCCAUGGAGGGAAAGGAGCGGUUGACCUUGGAAUUGCAGUCCAGAAAGCCUGCGAGAAUGUUACACAACCUUUGAAAUUCUUGUAUCCUCUGGAUAUAAGCAUCAAAGGGAAAAUAGAGGCAAUAGCAAAGUCAUAUGGUGCCAGUGGCGUUGAAUAUUCAGAACAGGCAGAGAAACAGAUCGAGAUGUACAGUAAACAGGGAUUUUCUGGUCUGCCAAUCUGCAUGGCCAAGACGCAGUACUCUUUUUCCCACAAUGCUGCAGAGAAGGGAGCUCCUACUGGUUUCGUGUUGCCAAUUAGAGACGUAAGGGCGAGCAUUGGAGCAGGAUUCAUCUAUCCUUUAGUUGGCACAAUGAGCACAAUGCCUGGCUUACCAACGAGGCCUUGCUUCUACGACAUAGAUCUUGAUACUGCCACUGGAAGGGUCAUCGGUCUUUCUUGAGAGCUGAGCAAUGGUGCUCAAGUUUGGGAUUCCGUCCUGUUCCCAGAGCCGUACUGCUGAUAUCUUGUUCGUGCCUGUCUCCUGUAUAAUUUAGAAUGACGGAAAAGCUAAAACUGUAUUUUUGGCGUAAUAAGAAAGCUUUGAGUUGGUAAUAAUUCUAUUUUCCGAGUGUGUGUUUGGUAAGGGUCUCUCCCGUCCCUGAAUCUUUCUGUUUUGAUUUUCUUACAUUGCGGACUUGAUUUUGAUCUGGUGGAAACCUGAAUUUUGUUAACCUUGUC
This is a messenger RNA of Sesamum indicum (sesame), 2351 nucleotides long. RefSeq names its product 10-formyltetrahydrofolate synthetase (gene THFS). The record is from RefSeq and is a predicted model, not a curated record. NCBI's taxonomy places the organism in Eukaryota, Viridiplantae, Streptophyta, Magnoliopsida, Lamiales, Pedaliaceae. Gene Ontology annotation, molecular function: ATP binding; formate-tetrahydrofolate ligase activity.